Molecule: messenger RNA, 632 nt
Organism: Pelecanus crispus (Dalmatian pelican)
Lineage: Eukaryota; Metazoa; Chordata; Aves; Pelecaniformes; Pelecanidae
Source: RefSeq, a predicted model, not a curated record
AUAAUGAAUGUGGAUUAGAAGGGAUAUGUCCUUACUGCUUCCAGUUCCUGGUUCCUGAUAGCUACCGGGUGCGUCUCAAACCAAAGAUGAAAGUGACUCCACAGAUAGAGAAAAUUCUUAAACGAGAGGCGAAGAACCAUAAACUUAAUAUGAAACAGACAAAGCUUUUGAAAAAAUACAGGGAGUCGAGAAGCGUUCUGCUGGUUACUUGCAGCUCGUGCAACAAAACAACAAGACAUUAUGGUAAAAGCAGGGAUUUUCUGGCUACCAAGACACACAGUUCUGGCACUCCAAGUAUUAAAUCUAGCCUGAGGACACCAGAUGUAAAAAUUCAGUCUGCAAACAAAGUGACACCUGUAAGCUGCAAGAAGUUGGGAUCUAAAGGGAACAGUCCUUCAUCGCUUUCCAGAACAUGUGUAUCCAGACAGGCGACAACCAGCUCUGCUUCCAAGACUCCACGAAACUCCAAGUUUCACUUUUCUAAGCUAAAACGGAUGCUUGACCUACAAGAAAAAGAGAAAAGCCAGAAGGCGGAUUUGCAAACCUUCUUGAGUUUACUUUAGCGAUACAAGUUUACUUUAGUGAUACAUUAUUUCAAAGUAAUAAAGGUUACAGCAAUAAGUAUUGUUCCA